Temnothorax curvispinosus is the source of this 1657-nucleotide messenger RNA. It is a transcript of the gene sturkopf, whose product is annotated as lipid droplet-associated hydrolase. The transcript is spliced from 3 exons. Gene Ontology annotation, molecular function: lipase activity. NCBI's taxonomy places the organism in Eukaryota, Metazoa, Arthropoda, Insecta, Hymenoptera, Formicidae. The coding region runs from base 155 to 1093 and encodes 312 amino acids. Gene Ontology annotation, biological process: lipid storage. The record is from RefSeq and is a predicted model, not a curated record. Gene Ontology annotation, cellular component: lipid droplet.
AAUCAUCAUGCACCGUUCGGGUGAAUCGUGAUUGAUCUUUGUUCAGUCUCGUCUCUAUACCUGGACACGUCACAAAUACCGUGACCAGCUAGCAGCUGUUGACGCGAACAAACAUCCAUACGAACAUUUGGUGUCGUGCAGUUCGAGAUAAAGGAUGCAUCGAGCUAUAAUUAAUUGUAAUCAGGUGCAGACCGAGGUGAUAUCGGAAGGCCGUUGGAUAGAGGAGGAUCCGCUACCGCAUUCCAGCAAGCAGGUAGUCCUCGUCAUUCCCGGGAAUCCGGGUAUUCCACGAUUCUACGAGGGCUUCGUCAAGGAGCUCAACUCGAAAUUAACGUCGGACACCCCUGUUUGGGUCAUCGGACACGCUGGACAUGUUCAACCACCGGAGAACCUGGACAUCGCUAUGCCCGGCGACGAGAAGUGGGCAGAGUGCUACGGUCUGACGGCGCAGAUUCAACACAAGGCUGAAUUCAUAAGACGAUAUAUUCCAGAGGAUGCGCAUUUGCAUCUCGUUGGACAUUCCAUAGGUGCUUGGUUGGUACUCAAUUUGCUCAAGAACGAUGACAUUGAAAGAAGGAUACGGAGAUGCUAUCUGUUGUUUCCCACGAUAGAGUAUAUGGCAGAGACCCGUAAUGGAAGGUUUUUCAACAAUUUUAUAUCACGCGCAGCACCAAUUUGGAUUUGCCUGUCUUGGAUCUUCACAACAAUAUUUCCAGUAGCUCUACAAACAUUUAUGAUACGUAUUUUCGGUAUGAUGUUUUGUGGUAUUCCACCAAAAUCUAUCAGAGCGGUUCGAGAAAUGCUGGAUCCAAGAGUUUUGCGUAGAAUAAUCAAUCUUGCCAAUGAAGAGAUGAAAUACGUGAAAGAAGCUGAUCACGAGACUAUAUCGAAACAUGCUGCUAAACUUUGGCUUUAUUACGGUGCAAAGGACGGUUGGGCUCCGGUGAAAUAUUACAGAAAUAUUGUAUCAAAGCAUCCUGAUCUGAAUGCUCAAGUAUGUCAGCGUGGCUUUCGUCAUUCGUUUGUGUUGAAUGAUGACGUGGACAUGGGACGUAUCAUCGCCGAUCUCAUUAACGAAGAUUCGAAACACUGAAUUUUAGUAUAAUUUAGUUAUAUAUUUGCAUUAUUUCUCACAUUUCUAACUAAAAUUUUUUUUAUACUUUUGUAUAUGGGUUUAUAUUGUUUUAUUACUGUAUUUUAUAUUAUAUAUUUAUUAUUGUUGUUAUACUGAGUUUGGUUUCUGGAUUGGAGCCGCGUGAAUUGACUAUUUGAUUCUCGACUAGAGAUUCUCAAGUAAGGGUCUCUAAUUCCGACGUUUUGUGAACAUUUCAGUUCACUUCAUCAGAGAGAAGCAGCCAUGCGUAUUCGUUCGGAAUCAAACAGACAAGUCAUAUGAGAUUCCAAUCCGGAAACCAAACUCAAUAUUAUUAUAUUAUUAGUUAGUAUUUUAUUAGUUAUUUUAUUAUAUUAUAUGUAUUAUUAUGUUAUAUGUAUAUUAUGGUAUUAUACAUAUAUUAUGGUAUUAUUUUUUAUAUAUUAUUAAUUUUACAGAAAUGCCAUCGAUCAUUUCUCUAUGAUCAAGUGUAACAUGUGAAUAAAAAUGAUACAAUGAGGACAAUUUUUAUAUAUUAAAAUUAAAAUGUAAUUUUAUGCCUAA